This is a messenger RNA of Cladocopium goreaui, 2218 nucleotides long. NCBI's taxonomy places the organism in Eukaryota, Dinophyceae, Suessiales, Symbiodiniaceae. The record is from the annotation of a GenBank genome assembly.
GAACCGUCUCGGCUCAGCCAUGGGUCUCUGUGCUACAACAGCCAUGGGUCCCUGUGCUUCGCGGUCACGGCGUAAGGUGAUCUCAGGGGGAACCUGCUAUGGGAUUGGAAGGGAUUGGAGGGGUGUAGCCUUGGAUCCAGCUAUGGUCUCCAACUUGAUCGUUAGGAAGAUGAUGAUACAGGAAAGGCCCAGCAACGAUGUGAGAAUUCAUGGUGAGCUUUCAAGGGCCCAGGAGGUGGAGAAAUACCCUGCUCUGUAUAGCAACCAACGGCUGCUUCUGGAAGCCAUACGGCGUUACGAGCAGAUCUGGCUUCCGAUCUUGGCCAAGCAUGGGCACCAGGGUUUGAUACCUCCUUUAGAUGUGGAGUGGGUGUGGCAUUGCCAUAUGCUGUGCCCGAUCUCUUACCAAGAGGAGGCAAAGGCUAUUGUGGGCUCAGCUCCGGAUCACGAACUGCUGCCCAGAUCUGGAAGCAAAUUCCAGGCCGCAAAGGCCAAAGCGACGAAGCUUUGGUCGGAGGCCACCACGGAACCUUUUGAUGUGCAGAUGGAGGUUCCACUGGUGGAGCAGCAGGUUGAGGGUAAUUACAACAGUCAGAUCAAGUAUGACUUGAUGAGCGCAGCUGCUCGACAAGCAGCUUUCCAUUACCAGGUUGCGGUCCUGCCGCACUACCGAGACAAGUACUUCCUGGAGCUUGCUGUUGAGAGAUAUUUGGACAGGUUCCUUGAGUUGAAACGCCGGAGACCGAAUGAAUUCUGGGUUCCCACCUAUGACAUCGACUGCGUGUGGCAUGUCCAUCAGUUGCACCCAACUGCUUACAUCGCCGACACAGCUCGUCUUUGCGGCGCCGUGCUGCCACAUGAUGAUAGUGUCAAUGAUCGAUCUGAGGGCUCACGCCUGUCCAACCGAUGGACGGCUACUCAGGAUGCUUGGAGAGCCGAAUUCAAAACCAUUGGACCCGUGAAUCCAGGCAGUAUGUACCGUGGCCAGCUCUCACUACAAGAGAGGCUACAACAGCCCAAGCAGAGAGAGCUGCUAGAGCAUCCGACACAGGCGCUGGCGCCGUCAUGGGAGGGCUAUGACGUGAAUCUAAGAGCUCCAUGGGAAGAGUCCAUCGAGUCCCACCAGGAGGUUUGGCUACACCGUGGCGCCGCGACGCAGACGGAGCUGCGAGGUGGACUCCGGCGCUUCUCGAGCAUCGGAAGUCACACGGCGCAGGUGGUGCAUGGCAUCGCAGGAAGUCGGAAGCCUUUCAGCUUCGUGGAGGUCUGCGACGCUUCCAAUCCGGCCUUGCCACUGGUCACGGCUCACAGCAUUUCCUCGGAUCAACUGCCGACAGAAGGGCAGCUGAACGCGACAACUCUGCCGACUUUGACGAAUUCCUGCAUGGCGUUUCUCUUGCGUGUGGCUUCCGAAGACGUUGCCGUGGUCAUUGGCCAGUGGAAAGGUUUCCAGCUUCCGGUGAAGGGAACACCUGGCAGACCCGGAAUCCCUGGAAAUCGCGAAACCAGAACGCGUGGCACUCGUGGUACCAAAGGCAUCAAGGGCAAGAAGGGCGUAGCUGGAAAUAUGUCUGUGAAGAUGUAUGCAUUGCAGAGCGCAAAACCCAUCAGGGUACAGGAGCUGCACGUCUCAGCGGUGCAACCCUCAACCUUCAGCAUACCGUUGGAUGACCUGGGUGGCAAGGGCACGGUUCAAAUCAGCGUGUCCACGGGCAUCAUCCGUGGGGUUAACAGGCCCUUGGAGGUUGCCAUAGGCUACGGCUUGGCGCUCACCUUGGCCGCCUUGCACGUCUCGCUCCAGCCUCGGAUGGCACCGCCAGAGACUUCCAAGGCUGUCAUGGGGACUGCCAAAGGAGCAGCCCCAGAGCUACCAUCGGGAGCAAGUCUCUACCCCGCCUGGACUGUUCAGCAGAAAAACUUUAAGUUGCUCACAGCAGCAGGAGGAGAACUGAAUAGUUCUGACGUGGUCGUUGGUGUUCCGCUACGGGAUAGAGACCAUGACACAGGUGCCACGGACUCUGCUGCUUAUGACGAUGCCUUCCUUUGGUAUGGCGCUGGCUAUGUCUAUUUUGGAGACUUUGGCUAUGGAGGCUUUGCUGGCCAUCAAUCUGAUUUCCCCCCAACUCAUGGUGGUGGUGUUGAUAGCGGCGGCUGCGGUGGCUGUGGUGGCUGUGGCGGCUGCGGGGGCUGCGGGGGCUGCGGUGGCUGUGGCGGCUGA